This is a messenger RNA of Haemonchus placei, 1713 nucleotides long. The record is from the annotation of a GenBank genome assembly. NCBI's taxonomy places the organism in Eukaryota, Metazoa, Nematoda, Chromadorea, Rhabditida, Trichostrongylidae.
GAACGCAACGAGAGAGCAGAACUUCGCGGAGCAAAUCAAGAACCGAAAGGACCCGCACCGACAAUGGACAAAACUGACGGAGAAAGCGACGAGACAGUUAUGGCAGUCCGCCAGCAGCUGAGCAGACUCACAGAAAGGCAACAUGCCGUAAUCGUCAGAACAUUCGCCAAAAUGGGGAGCAACCCAGUGAGGAAUGCCCUCCAAGUUUUAGUCAGAAGGCAUGCUUCAGUCUACAUGUGUGGCUUGACUGCAAUAAUUCAUUCGAUGAAUCAAGAAGAGGAACUGGAAAUUCAAAUGAAACGAAUCGCUAAGGCACACGUCAAAUGGAACGUGCACCGAAGUCAUGUUGAGAACAUGCUGGACCCAGUACUCGAAGUACUCAAGGAAUGCAACGAUGAUUACGAUGAAGAGGCAAAGCAAGCAUGGACUACUCUGUACGACAUCAUUGCUGAAGUAAUUGAAAUCUACAGAAGGGAAAACAUUCCAAUGGAACCCAAAGAGAAAGCAGAGCUCCGUGAAGGAAAUCAAAAAGCGAAAGGACCCGAUCCGAAAAUCGACGAAACUGAAGGAGAAAGCGACGAAACAGUUAUGGCAGUCCGACAGCAGCUGAGUCGACUCACAGAAAGGCAACAUGCUGCAAUCAUCAGAACAUUUGCCAAAAUAGGGAGCAACCCAGUGAAGAAUGGCCUCGAAAUUUUAAUCAGACUCUUUGCUGAGUAUCCACACUACAAACGAAUAUGGCCACAGCUUCGAGGAAUACCAGAUUCUUCCCUGAUCAACGCCAUCGAAGUCAGAAGGCAUGCUUCGGUCUACAUGUGUGGCCUAACUGCAAUAAUUCAUUCGAUGAAUCGAGUAGACGAACUGGCCAUUCAAAUGAAACGAAUCGCAAAGGCGCAUGUCAAAUGGAACGUGCACCGAAGUCAUGUUGAGCACAUGUUGAACCCGGUACUCGAAGUAAUCAAGGAAUGCAACGAUGAUUAUGAUGAAGAGGCAAAGCAAGCAUGGACUACUCUGUACGACAUCAUCGCCGAAGUAAUUGAAAUCUACAGAAGUAAAGCCCUACCUUCGGUCCCGAAACCUUGUAUGUACCGCACAAUGAUUAACGGUGAAAGUGCCUCUCUAGCGAAAAGCAUUCCAGAGGAAUCCAAAGAGAAAGCGCAAAUGUGUGAAGCAAACCACGAAUCGAAAGGACCCGCUCCGACAACGGACAAAAUUGAAGGAGACAGCGACGAGACAGUCAGGGAAGUUCAUGAGCAGUUAAGCAGACUCACAGAAAGGCAACAAGCCGUAAUCAUGAGAACAUUCACUAACAUGGAGAACGACCCGGUGAAGAAUGCCCUCGAAAUUUUUGUCAGACUCUUUGCUGACUAUCCACACUACAAACGAAUAUGGCCACAGUUUCGAGGGAUACCAGAUUCUUCCCUGAUCAACGCUAUCGAGUUAAGAAGGCAUGCGUCCGUCUAUAUAUGUGGCUUGACUGCAAUAAUUCGUUCGAUGACUCGAGAACACGAAUUCUCGAAUCACAUGAAACGAAUCGCCAAAGCACACGUCAAAUGGAACGUGCAUCGAGGUCAUGUUGAGCACAUGGUGGACCCAGUACUCGAAGUAGUCAAGGAAUGCAACGAUGAUUUCGACGAGGAAAUAAAGGAAGCAUGGACUACUCUGUACGAUAUUCUUGCCGAAGUGAUCGAAAUCUACAGGAACAAGAUGUAA